AACGUCCUGUUCCCGGACACACGCAUGCUGAAUGGAGAUUGACAGAUGACCGCACCAGCGGAGGAAGUCAAACUACGACAGCUUUUAAUAGAUUCUUGUUUUUGAAACCGAGAAGAAGAAAACACAAUAGGCUGGAUGGAUUUAUCACAAGAAUAUGAUUAUGCACAGUUUUGUUUUACUGCAAUGAACAACUCUUGCAUUAAAGGCACAUACAGCGUAGUCACACAGACAGUGUUGUAUCUCCUCUUGCUGUCUGCAAUGAUUGUGACCAUUCUAGGAAACUCAGUGGUCAUCAUCUCCAUAGCGCACUUCAAACAGCUCCAAACCCCCACCAACAUACUGGUGAUGUCUCUGGCUCUGGCGGAUCUAUUGCUGGGAGUGAUCGUCAUGCCAUUGAGUAUCAUUCGCUCUGUGACUGGCUGCUGGUAUUGUGGAGAUGCCAUCUGUCUGCUUCACUCCAGUUUUGACUUGUUUCUCACAUCUGUGUCUAUUUUUCAUCUUAUUUUUAUUGCUAUUGACCGAUAUCAGGCCGUGUGUCAUCCGCUUCAGUACCCGACACGAGUCACCAUACCUGUUGCUUGGGUCAUGGUGCUGUUAAGCUGGAGCUUGGCUGCUUUGUAUUCUUACAGCCUUGUGUACUCAAAGGCUAAUGUCGAAGGAAUGGAAGUUGAAUCUAAAGACUGUUUAGGAAGUUGCAGUCUCCAUUUCAAUGCAUUGUGGUCGGUUCUAGACGCAUUAUUUACUUUCUUUGUGCCAUGUUCUGUCAUGAUCGGACUGUACGCCAGGAUUUUUGUUGUGGCUAAAAAACAUGCAAGAAACAUUGGUGAUCAGCAUGAACAUGAGAACAAGUUUAAGACUUCUCGACGGUCUGAGCGCAAGGCAGCAAAAACUCUCGGUAUUGUCGUGGGUGCUUUUAUCCUUUGCUGGUUGCCUUUUUUUCUAAACUCAAUGUUGGACCCCUACAUUAACUUUUCCACUCCAUUUGAGCUCUUUGAUGCAUUUGGUUGGUUAGGCUACUUUAAUUCUACCAUAAACCCCAUCAUUUAUGGACUUUUCUAUCCAUGGUUUAGAAAAACACUUUAUCUCAUUUUAACAUUACGAAUAUUUGAACCCAACUCUUCGGAUAUAAUUGUUUACACUGUUUGA
Molecule: messenger RNA, 1146 nt
Organism: Triplophysa dalaica
Lineage: Eukaryota; Metazoa; Chordata; Actinopteri; Cypriniformes; Nemacheilidae
Product: trace amine-associated receptor 13c-like
Exons: 2
Coding region: 136-1146 (336 amino acids)
Biological process (GO): G protein-coupled receptor signaling pathway
Cellular component (GO): membrane
Molecular function (GO): trace-amine receptor activity
Source: RefSeq, a predicted model, not a curated record